Molecule: messenger RNA, 5503 nt
Organism: Ictalurus furcatus (blue catfish)
Lineage: Eukaryota; Metazoa; Chordata; Actinopteri; Siluriformes; Ictaluridae
Gene: slc2a4rg
Product: SLC2A4 regulator
Exons: 9
Coding region: 670-2199 (509 amino acids)
Biological process (GO): regulation of transcription by RNA polymerase II
Cellular component (GO): nucleus
Molecular function (GO): DNA-binding transcription factor activity; RNA polymerase II cis-regulatory region sequence-specific DNA binding
Source: RefSeq, a predicted model, not a curated record
CACGUUUUAUAUUAUAAACGGCACCCCAUAAGCUAGACACAUGUAGCCUGUGUUUAGACGCCUUGCAAAGGUCUGUAUAAUAUAACUGAUCUAGACUACUUCAAAAAUAAGGAAUUUGUUUUUACUAUGUCAUGAUAUGUAAAAGUGCACUGAAAUUAAACUUUUUUUGUUUUGUUAAACAUCUAAGGUUCUGCACGCAGUAGAGAGUUGUAUCAAUGCUUGUUGUUUCUCAGCAGUUAGCACCGGCCGGCAAAAUCAGAGACACACCCCCCCAUCACUCGCUGAAAAGAAGCAGACUGACAUUUUCCAAAUCAUCCAAUCAGCAACCGCUGUUCAGUGGCCUCGUGCCAAAAUAGAAUUUUUCUCUAAGGCAUAAACCAAUUAGAAUCAAUGGGAGGCGGGGCUACGCGAAAUCACGCCCGGCUGCACGGGCAGUGGAGAGUGGGCGUGGCGUUGGUUCUUGCUGGGGGAGAAAAGCAAAACAAUCAUUUCAGCUUUUCCUUUUACCAGCUGCAUUUUGUGUGGUUUUAGACGUAGUGCGAUUUAGUGUCUCCGUCGAAAAACUGGGCUUUGUAGACAGGACACUAAUUUUAAAUGUAUCUUUCCUUGCUGGGUUGUAAAAUCUGUCGACAUCUUAUCCGUCUUUAGAUCCACUUGGCCUGUUUGAAAAUGACUUCGAAGCGCCUCCUCGAUAAGAAACCAGCCGGUGUGAGAGGGACCGGCGCCGGUAACUUCGUGUAUGGGGGAAAUUACUGCACUAAACACAACGAGCAUUUUUCAGCGAAGACUGGCGGAAUCAGAACAGGAAAGAAGUCACCCGUAACGGUUAACGGGUUUGACACCCAAAUAGUGGAUACCUGCUCCCUGCAAGAGUCUAGCAAAGAAACCUGUCCUAAUGGAAACCCGUUGGCUUCAGGUCCAGAGAAGCACUACACCAAAAAAAAGACCAUCUAUGCAAGUGAGGAGGAUGAGAGGGAGGUGGGUCCAGUGGAUGUCCUGAAGUGCAGCAGUUUUACUCAUCACUUGGUCCUAAAUGAACAGAAGCAAGUGGAGUCUAUAAUUUCGUUAAGGAGCUUGUUGCCACUGCGUGUUACAGAUGUUUCAGAAGAGAAGAUCUAUGCAUCCGCUCAUAUCCCCGUCCCUCACAUCAGGAAGCCCUCAGGCCAUGCUGAUAAGGAGGUGAUGGCAGCUACUGUCUUGACCACUCUGUCCACAAGCCCUCUGGUGCUCAACCCUUCUUCUGGUGCCUCGGGUGGAGUAUUAGAGACAUCCAGCAGGGGAUGGAAGGAGAGUCUGUCAGCCAGCUACAGCAGCUCAACCAGUGGCAACUGGAGCUGGGAUGCUAGCGACCAGUCGGUGCCCUCCACACCAUCCCCACCCCUCUCCAAUGAUGUGAACAAGAGCUUCCUGGCCUAUUCACAGGGAGAGGACAACAUAGAGGAAGCAGAGAGCACCCACUUCCUGUUUGAGGACCCUAUUCGCCGGAAACGGAAGAACUCCAUGAAGGUGAUGUUCAAAUGUUUGUGGAAGAACUGUGAAAAGGUCCUUAGUACUUCCUCAGGGAUUCAGCGGCACAUCCGCACUAUACACCUGGGGCGGAAUGGAGAUUCUGAUUACAGUGAUGGUGAGGAGGACUUCUACUACUCAGAGAUUGCGGUGAACAUGGACACACUGUCCGAAGGGCUGUCAAACCUCACACCAACCUCGCCCACCACCACUGGCCCGCCCCCCGUCUUUCCUCUUGCUAAAGAUAUGUCACAAUCCAGGUCUGCCACUGUGAUCCACAGUCCGCUCAGCCAGUCAGCUCCCUCCGCACUGUGCCAUAUCCGCACUGACCAUGCUUACCAGGCCACUGCUCCUGUCAGCAUUCCUACUGUGUCCUCUGAGCCAUUGCACAGCCACAGCACCAUCAGUGUCUCCUGGCAGUCACCUUCCAUUAUCUUUAAAAGCCAACUAGUAAGAAAGCAUGGGGCAGUAAAUCAUGUCGGCAUUUUGAGCACUGGGGAGAAGAGACAGCCUGUCACACAUACUGUUGGCAAGACACAAACGACCACCAUUUCUACACCCAAACCCAGCACCGGAACCAGAAAACCCCGAGGAGAAGCGAAGAAGUGUCGCAAAGUGUAUGGAAUGGAGAAGAAAGAUCUGUGGUGCACAGCAUGCCGCUGGAAGAAAGCCUGUCAGCGCUUCACUGACUGAUUUUACCCUUUCUCUUACAAACAUAACAGGCUCUUCUAACAUCAGUGUCUGAAUCACUGACUCAUUGUUGACCCCCUCUUGUGCACCCUAAAGGAUUCCAUUCCUUGAGGACUCUCAAAAUUGGGUAAGGGCUUUUCUAGCAAGUGAGCUGUUUUGUGUCCUGUACACCACAGCGAACAGUGAACACAUUUCACUCUUGCGAAACAUUGGGGGAAAAAGAAAAGAAAGAAAAAAGUUGAAAAAAUACAAUAUGCAUUAGCUUUUGCUGCACUACUCUGAAGCAAGUUUUUUUAUUUUUUGUUCUUUUGCAGGCAAGAAAGACAUUCUGAUAAAGUACCUAGCGAAUGAAACUUUUAUAUAUAUAUAUAUAUAUAUAUAUAUAUAUAUAUAAAAUAAAAUCACACACACACUAUAAUUGUAAGCAGCAAAUUUCUUUGAAGGGUUUUUUUUGGACAAUUUCUAAUCACUAUUCAAUGAUAGACUUUAUACAGUCCAUUUUAUAUUGAGCUGUUUAGGCAGGGCUAAACUUAUCAGUUUAAUUUCUUUAACCAAAGUUGAAGAGUCUCAAACAGAAUAUGUCCAGAAUUCUGCUCUCUCUGGAGUUUAGGCUUUAUUUAAUUUUCAGUUUGUAUUUUUACACAGAUAAAACGGAUAAAACCAUCUUCCUGAAUCUUAUUGAGGUCAUGGCCAUCAUGAUGAGGGAGCAAAUGAUGCUCAUAAGUUUCAUGUAGCUUUAACCAUGAAAAGAAAUGUUCUAUUGCUUUAGUCAAAUCAGUACUUCUGUUAGCAUCUACUAUAUUCUCCCCUUACAAGUCUCUAUUGAUAUGAUGCACCUUUUCAGAAUUCUCUCAUAAGUUUGUUAUAGUGAGAAAAUAUAAAUUAGCCUUCAUAAAAGAUCUGGUUCAUUUUCUGAUCAGUUUUGCACCAGCUAUUUUAUCCUUGUCAUACAAAGUGAAACCAUCUGUUAUUUUUUGAUAAACUGGUAUUUUUGUAGUGAACUACAGUUAAUUUAAAGGUGAGCAUGUUGACAGGUACAGCUCACUGUAGAAUGUGAUUUGUAGGUAAUAGCUGUACUUCACUGUGAUCUUAUGAAUUGGUUAUGAGCAUGCCUGUUCAUUCUACUCACUGACCAAACAGGACUUUCAAUAGUGAGUGGCCACUAUUUAGUCCAAAACUAAAAACGAGACCAGAGUCUCAGCCUGAAAGUGUAUUUCUCUAGCUUUUGGCAUCCAAGAAUGGCCACAGAUUUAAAAGGUGAUGGAGCUUUUCCUGGCAAAUACUGUUUGAUACCUCUUUAAAUGUAGACAGUGCCAUAUACUCCACUGUGCUAGCUCUUCUCACACCCUCUCUUUCGUUUUCUGCUGCCAGUCAGACCAACACAGCUGCAAAUGAUGACUGUACACUUGUGCAUGCACACACACACACACACAAACAAGCAGGGGUGUCGUCUUCCCCAGCUCUAAACUAUCUCUAUGAUUUCACUUAUUAGAGCUCCUAUUGAUAUCCUAAAAUUGUCUUUGUAAACUCUCUUAAUUAUAUUAAAUAUUAAUGUCUCAGUUGUUUGCCUCCUUGCCUGUCAGACAUCCUGCCCUAUCUAAGCACACAGCAACUUGAUCUUGUCUUUGUUUGUGGUGAAAAAGAGUGGUUCCCUCUGGUGGUUGUAACUUUCACUAAGUGCCAAUUAGAAGAACAAAGAGAGGGUUUUUUUUAUUAAAAGAAAAGAACUAAAGGAAUUGCACUAACGUGUACUGCACACAAACAUUAUUUUUAUGUGGCAUUUUUAUAUGGAUGAAUUGAAGUUUAAAGAAAAAAAAUCUUUUUGGUUAUACAGUAACUGGUCUUAGUUUUGAACUAUAGAUUCAGGGAUGGAGGCUACACACUGACUCCACAACAAUAAGCUUAACAAUAAGCUUAACUUUCUUGUUGGUAUCUACAACAUCAUGCUAGUAUUGAUAUUGGAUUGGCCCAUAUUUCCUGUUGUCCAGUUACUUGUAAGUGGAGUGUCACAGCUUAUAUUUUCUCUUUUCAUUUUCUCUUUCCCUGACAUAGACCUUCCUAUGUCUAUGUCAGGGAAAUGACGCUUCAAUUACCACAGUGACACUUCAAUUGCAGGUAGUUGUUUGAAACCUGAAAAUACAGUUGUCCACAUUUUUAUUAUUUUAUAUUCUGCCUCAUUUGCUAUGGCUUCUUUUAUAAUGUAAAGCAGAAACUUAAAAUUGUAAGAAACUGUUUUUAACUGAAGAUCUAGUGAAAAUGUAGUUCAACAUUUUUGUCGGGUUCAAGUGGAAAAGCAACGAUGAAUGUAAACUCUUCAAAAGAAAAAGCCUAUAAACACCUGUCACUGUUGCUAAAGUGAUGUAUUCUGUUAUCUCAUCGACAUUUACAGUUUGAGACCAUAUCUAAUAUGCUUUCAGUGAAAAAGACCUAAAUUACAGUGGCGUUUAUUGGCAAGAGAACUAGUCUCACAGAAUGCAGCUGUAUCUUUCCAUCACUUUUUCUACAGCCUUGCGUUAUGCACAUCCUUCAUCACUUAUUCUAGCAUAUAGAACCUGUCAGUGGUUUGCUUUUUUUUCUCUUUCUAUUGUCAGUUAAAAUGCUCUCCAAAUAGUGGGUUUUUUUGUUUGUUUGUUUGUUGUUGUUGUUGUUUUUUUUUUUUUUUUUUUUUUUUUUUUUUUUUUUUAAAGUCAGUGUAUAUUAGUGUACUAUUGCCAGACAGGAGAUACUUAAAUUAGUGAGUUUAUUUUUAUGCAUAUUAAGUUGGUCCUGUCCUGCACAUUCCGACAGACUGCUUAUUUGUGUUUUUGUUUGUCUCCUUGCUCAUUCUGUCUGUCAGGCCUUACCCAGGAAAUUAAGCUAAACACCCAAUAAAUGUGCAGUUUCACUUUGCAUUUUUUAAAAACAUUUUAGAUAUUACAGGGCAAAUGAAUCAUUGAAUGUAAUGAAAUGUAACACAGAAACCAGCUUUCAGUGCUAAAAAAAAAAAAAAAGUGUAAUCAUUUUAAUGCGUUUUACUGAGCACAGUCUGUGUUUUUUUGCUUUUGAUCUUUAUUUUUAGUUUAUUUUGGCAUGACCCAGUUGGCUUUUAUCAGAAACAACCGCUCUUUGAUGUGUUGGUUGAUAUUUUCUGCAUGUCUUCUGUAUGGUCUCACUUUAUUAGAAACAUUUUUGUGACAUGUCUGAAGUUCACUGUUGUGAGCAGAGUGUGAAAGACGUGAUUGAGUGGAUGGAUAUGUAGCUUAUGUUUGACAAGCUGUAUGAGGAAAAUAUGAUUUAUAUGGAUGUAAUUAAAUCUAGAUUUCAGAAA